Messenger RNA from Cetraspora pellucida, 208 nucleotides. NCBI's taxonomy places the organism in Eukaryota, Fungi, Glomeromycota, Glomeromycetes, Diversisporales, Gigasporaceae. The record is from the annotation of a GenBank genome assembly.
AUGUCUUUAUUUUCAAAUGAUGAUAUAGAAGUAGAAACCUGGUUAAAUAGUAAUGUACAGUCUUUUAUUCUUGUUAUAUAUGAUAAAUACAUCUUUUUAGCUUAUAAUGAAAGUCAAAGUCUUUGGAUUUCUGAAGAAGAACAACCUUUAAGAAAAAAAGAUAAAGGAUAUUCAAUUCAUAUUAGUGAAUUUCUUACAAAUGUUUAUA